Molecule: messenger RNA, 1290 nt
Organism: Knipowitschia caucasica
Lineage: Eukaryota; Metazoa; Chordata; Actinopteri; Gobiiformes; Gobiidae
Source: the annotation of a GenBank genome assembly
AUGAGUGGUGGUGUUUACGGCGGUGAUGAAGUUGGAGCCCUGGUGUUUGACAUUGGUUCAUAUUCUGUGCGAGCUGGCUAUGCAGGAGAAGACUGUCCCAAGGCAGAUUUUCCCACUGUGAUUGGAGUGACACUCGACAGAGAAGAUGGUAGCACACCUAUGGAGACAGAUGGUGACAAGGGGAAACAGAGUGGAACCACUUAUUACAUUGACACAAACCAACUGCGGGUACCUAGGGAGAAUAUGGAGGUCAUGUCUCCGUUAAAGAAUGGAAUGAUUGAAGAUUGGGACAGCUUUCAAGCUAUUCUGGAUCAUACCUACAAAAUGCAUUUCAAGUCUGAACCAAGCAUGCACCCAGUGCUCAUGUCAGAGGCUUCAUGGAACACACGAGCCAAGCGAGAAAAACUCACAGAGCUGAUGUUUGAACAUUACAACAUUCCUGCUUUCUUUCUCUGCAAAUCUGCUGUUCUGUCUGCUUUUGCAAACGGAAGAUCAACAGGCCUGGUUUUAGACAGUGGAGCCACACACACCACAGCAAUACCAGUGCAUGAUGGAUAUGUUUUACAACAAGGAAUUGUAAAAUCACCGCUCGCUGGAGACUUCAUGAGUAUGCAGUGUCGAGAGCUGUUUCAGGAACUAAAUGUUGAAAUCAUUCCUCCUUACAUGAUUUCGUCGAAGGAAGCUGUGCGGGAAGGUUCUCCAGCCAACUGGAAGAAAAAAGAGAAGCUACCUCAAGUCAGUCGCUCAUGGCAUAACUAUAUGUGCAAUUGCGUCAUCCAAGACUUCCAGGCAUCUGUGUUGCAAGUUUCUGAUUCUCCAUAUGAUGAGCAGGUUGCUGCCCAGAUGCCAACUGUGCACUAUGAGCUCCCUAAUGGCUACAACUGUGACUUUGGAGCAGAGAGGUUAAAGAUUCCUGAAGGACUAUUUGAUCCUUCAAAUGCAAAGGGCUUGUCUGGAAAUACAAUGUUAGGUGUUGGUCAUGUCGUAACAACCAGUGUAGGAAUGUGUGACAUCGACAUUCGGCCGGGUUUGUAUGGCAGUGUUGUUGUGACAGGAGGCAACACACUAAUCCAAGGCUUCACAGACAGACUAAACAGAGAACUCUCCCAGAAAACACCCCCUAGCAUGAGACUUAAGCUGAUAGCCAAUAACACCACGGUGGAACGCCGCUUCAGUGCCUGGAUUGGAGGCUCCAUUUUGGCAUCACUUGGGACCUUUCAGCAAAUGUGGAUCUCCAAGCAAGAGUAUGAGGAAGGAGGAAAACAAUGUGUGGACAGAAAAUGUCCUUGA